AUGUCUGCAUCAGGUGCUCCUGAUACCCCUCCUGCACCCGAGCAAGCCAGCCCUCCUGACGGUACUGCCGCGUCCAGGAAAUCUUACAGACGCAAGUACCGCAAGAUCAUGGUCACGUUUGAAGAGAAGAUGAGGGAGAGCACGUCUUUAUUCAAAGAGGAACAACGAAUUCAGGACAUCUCGCAACGUUUGGCAGAGCAGACCGAUCAGCUCCUUCAGUUGUUGACCGAACUAAAUGCUUGCCCUCAAGUGCCUCCACGGCUGCGUUAUGAUCUCGAAUCGUCCCCCAAUCAUGACCCUGCAGCAGCGCCUGGACUUGAUGUGAAGACCGAGGAUGAAGGCCAUCUCGCCCUGCGGAAAGCGAGGAGUCAACUACAAACCGGAGAAAUCGACCUUACCCGUUAUCGCGAAGUGGAACAUUCAUUACUCAAAUCAGAGGCAUUCGCUCCUAAACGAUCAUACGUGAAGUUAGUUGCAGAGACACAUCUGCCUCGGCCCAGGGAAAAGGUGAAAUCUGGGUCAGAAGCCGCGGCUGGAGGGUUCUUGUCUGUUGGACAAGAAGAGCUGUAUCUCGACUCGCUCGACGCGUUCUUAGAAGGCACGGCAACACACCCUCGAUCGCACGCAGCCAACGGUCUAGGCACCCGAAAUGCAGAAAAGACUACAGAGCGUGAACGGGAAAUGCAGUUGAGAAACCCUGUUUCAGUGUACAAUUGGCUUCGCAAGCACCAGCCACAGGUGUUUCUUCAAGACAAUGAAGCUGCUGCUGAGAAGGCGGCCAGACCUGCAGGAUCAAGAAGUUCUGCCCGCAAGUCAGCAAGCAAAGAUGUAGUCAAGCUGGAGCAAGAUCUAUAUGACGACGACGGAAUUGCCUCAGAAGUCGCCUCUUCGGCGCGAGGAAAACGCAAGAGAGAUGACGACGGGGGCUAUCGGCCAAAGGGAGGCAACUCGCGGGGCACCAAACGCAGGAAGGACCCCAAGGAAGACUCCAGUGGUCGGAACAAACGAGUCAAGAAGCUGUCCAUGGAUGCGAGAUAG
Molecule: messenger RNA, 1038 nt
Organism: Exophiala spinifera
Lineage: Eukaryota; Fungi; Ascomycota; Eurotiomycetes; Chaetothyriales; Herpotrichiellaceae
Exons: 3
Coding region: 1-1038 (345 amino acids)
Biological process (GO): chromatin remodeling
Cellular component (GO): Ino80 complex; nucleus
Source: RefSeq, a predicted model, not a curated record